UAUGCUACUGAGUCUGUUGAUAUUUUGAAUGCUUGCCCUGUCAAAUUUUGUACAGAGUCAGUUCAAAUUUGAAGCCGAGGUUGAUAUGUCAUUAACAAUGAAGGAACAAAAAUUAUUGUUUGAUGGUUCAUUGUCCAAUUCAUUAAUUAUUUCAUAUAAUGCUAAAGCAGUUGAUGGUCAGUUGUGUCUUGAAGCAUCGCCAACUGAAGGUCACAGUUCAGUGUUUGCUCACUCACCUCACGCCACUUUGCUUGAGGGGGUAGAGCCAGUCCUCACUACAUCAAUACACAGUGCUCUUCAUUCAUUAGGAGGAAUACAGGUAUCUCCAUUACAUUUAAGUGGAGACUUGCUUUCUGUUAUAUUUGAUUUCUUACGUUAUCUGUCAAAGUCUCCGUAUUCUGAAGAGCUCAUCCAACCAUUAGUGGUGCAGCUGUUGUUUAAUGCUAGUCUCUGGAUCAGGGCCAGUAAGAAGUGUUCCUCUAUUGAGAUCAUCAUCAGUUACUAGUAGGAGAUGUCCUUAUCGUUUCCAGUUCAUUCACUCUAAGGGAGCACUACUGGUACUAUUCUGGGACCUCAUGAUAUCAUUUAGUCAAAAUUUAUUUGUAAAAUUUGCUUUACCCUCUGUUGCCUUCAGUGAUUAUUAUUUUUUCAUAA
Molecule: messenger RNA, 654 nt
Organism: Amphimedon queenslandica
Lineage: Eukaryota; Metazoa; Porifera; Demospongiae; Haplosclerida; Niphatidae
Product: neurobeachin-like
Exons: 5
Coding region: 29-505 (158 amino acids)
Source: RefSeq, a predicted model, not a curated record